AUGCAGUGGAUUCACCUGCGGAUCCAGCGGUUGAAGCCGCCCUGCCGACCCCUCACGGGGAAGGGCCGCCUGCCCACCACCCCUCACGUCGGCCUGGGCCCGUUUGCCCUGAUGGCGGUGACUGGUAAUCGCGUCCCAGCAGAGUGCGCCUGCUUCACGAACUGGCGCCGCGCCUUGGGGGGCGGAGGCGGCGCGGCGGGGGGUGGGGGUAGCUUAAGGCUUUUGGCUGUGGGUUUGGGUUGGUUUGUGCGUUUUGGGUGGAUUGGUUGGGGUAUUUCACUCCUUUCCUCCCCCCCCGCCUGUGCGGAGGGGCGCUGGGUGUUGUGGUCGCUGCCCCGGCGGAAGAGGGUGCCGAGAGGCAAAAGUAAAGAAGCGGAGAUAAAGAGGAUAAAUAAAGAACUAGCAAACAUUCGGUCAAAAUUCAAAGGUGACAAGGCUCUGGAUGGUUACAGUAAGAAAAAAUAUGUCUGCAAACUGCUUUUCAUCUUUCUCCUGGGGCAUGACAUUGACUUUGGUCACAUGGAGGCUGUAAACCUGCUCAGUUCCAAUAGAUAUACAGAGAAACAAAUUGGCUAUCUCUUCAUCUCCGUACUAGUGAACUCUAACAGUGAGCUGAUUCGCUUAAUAAACAAUGCGAUCAAGAAUGAUCUGGCGAGCCGCAACCCCACUUUCAUGGGGCUUGCUCUGCAUUGCAUUGCUAAUGUGGGUAGCCGGGAGAUGGCGGAAGCAUUUGCUGGAGAAAUUCCAAAAAUACUUGUAGCUGGAGAUACUAUGGAUAGUGUGAAGCAGAGUGCUGCCUUAUGCUUGCUGCGUUUAUAUAGAACUUCUCCUGACCUUGUCCCCAUGGGAGACUGGACAUCUAGAGUGGUGCAUCUCCUCAAUGACCAGCACUUGGGUGUGGUUACUGCAGCUACAAGUCUGAUCACCACUUUGGCACAGAAGAACCCAGAAGAGUUUAAAACUUCAGUCUCCUUGGCAGUGUCUAGAUUAAGCAGAAUUGUAACUUCUGCAUCAACAGAUCUUCAGGACUAUACAUACUACUUUGUUCCUGCUCCUUGGUUAUCUGUGAAACUUCUGAGGCUGUUACAGUGCUAUCCACCUCCAGAAGACCCUGCGGUACGUGGUCGUCUAACAGAAUGCCUGGAAACUAUUCUUAACAAAGCGCAGGAGCCACCAAAGUCAAAAAAAGUACAACACUCAAAUGCAAAGAAUGCUGUGCUGUUUGAGGCAAUAAGCUUAAUUAUACAUCAUGACAGUGAGCCAAAUCUACUAGUCCGUGCCUGUAACCAGCUAGGUCAGUUCUUGCAGCACCGAGAAACUAAUUUGCGUUACCUAGCACUGGAAAGCAUGUGCACGCUUGCCAGCUCUGAAUUCUCACAUGAGGCUGUGAAAACACACAUAGAAACAGUUAUCAAUGCAUUGAAGACUGAAAGAGAUGUAAGUGUACGACAAAGAGCUGUAGAUCUCCUGUACGCAAUGUGUGACCGAAGCAAUGCCCAACAGAUUGUGGCUGAAAUGCUGAAUUACUUGGAGACUGCUGAUUAUUCCAUUAGAGAAGAAAUUGUUCUGAAAGUUGCAAUUCUAGCUGAGAAGUAUGCCGUGGACUAUACCUGGUAUGUGGAUACAAUCUUGAAUCUGAUUCGCAUUGCUGGUGACUAUGUCAGUGAAGAAGUGUGGUAUCGAGUUAUUCAGAUUGUCAUCAACAGGGAUGAUGUUCAAGGGUAUGCAGCAAAGACUGUUUUUGAGGCCCUUCAAGCUCCAGCAUGCCAUGAGAAUCUUGUAAAAGUAGGUGGCUACAUCUUGGGAGAAUUUGGGAAUCUGAUAGCAGGUGAUCCGAGAUCAAGUCCCCUCAUCCAGUUCAACUUGCUACAUUCCAAGUUUCAUCUGUGUAGUGUUCCUACCCGAGCUCUGCUUCUGUCUACCUACAUCAAGUUUGUGAACCUGUUUCCAGAAAUCAAAACUACAAUUCAAGAUGUAUUGCGCAGUGACAGUCAGCUAAAAAAUGCUGAUGUUGAGCUGCAGCAGAGAGCUGUUGAGUAUUUGAGGCUCAGUACUAUUGCCAGUACUGAUAUAUUGGCUACAGUGCUGGAAGAAAUGCCUCCCUUUCCAGAGAGGGAAUCUUCUAUUUUGGCUAAACUCAAGAAGAAGAAAGGCCCAGGCACAGUUACUGACCUGGAAGAGAUCAAAAAGGAGAGGAGCUCUGAUAUGAAUGGAAGCACUGAACCUGCCUCUGUCAAUGCCAGUGCUGUUUCUACACCUUCUCCAUCUGCGGAUCUGUUGGGUCUGGGUGCUGCCCCUCUCACCAAUUCAGCUCCCCCACCGUCCUCUAGUGGUAGCCUGCUGGUGGAUGUAUUUUCAGAUUCAGCUUCUGCGGUUGCACCUCUUGCUCCUGGUUCUGAUGACAACUUUGCGAGGUUUGUGUGUAAAAAUAAUGGAGUCUUAUUUGAAAAUCAGUUGCUACAAAUUGGAUUGAAAUCUGAAUUUCGACAGAACCUGGGACGUAUGUUCAUAUUCUAUGGUAAUAAGACAUCAACACAGUUCUUGAAUUUUACUCCAACAGUAAUCUGCUCAGAUGACCUACAGUCAAGCCUGAAUCUUCAGACAAAACCUGUUGACCCUACAGUGGAUGGAGGUGCACAGGUUCAACAGGUUGUGAACAUUGAAUGUGUGUCAGACUUUAUGGAAGCUCCAAUCCUGAACAUCCAAUUCAGGUAUGGUGGAACAUUUCAAAAUCUUUCGGUAAAAUUACCCAUCACAUUGAAUAAAUUUUUCCAGCCAACAGAGAUGUCUUCUCAAGACUUUUUUCAGCGUUGGAAGCAACUGAGCAAUCCGAAACAAGAAGUACAGAGUAUCUUUAAAGCAAAACACCCGAUGGAUGCAGAGAUCACAAAAGCAAAGAUAAUUGGCUUUGGAUCAGCCCUACUUGAGGAGGUAGAUCCCAAUCCUGCUAACUUUGUUGGUGCUGGUAUCAUACAUACAAAAACUACUCAGAUUGGAUGCUUGCUGCGCCUCGAACCCAACCUCCAGGCACAGAUGUAUAGGCUCACACUACGAACAAGUAAAGAAGCUGUAUCUCAGAGAUUAUGUGAAUUGCUGUCAGAACAGUUUUAAUAUUAACCAUGCCAGUUUUGGUUUUUCCACUUAUAUCACUGUCAUCAUACUGCAAAUAAAUGUCUUGUACAUCACUGUCUGAGUACUGCAGUGUUAACCAAUACCAGCUCCCUGCCUUAAUAGGACUUGGCCCUUGUUUGAAAUAAAAUAUACAGUACAGGGAAGUGACUUCUUAAAUUAAAAAUGGCUUUUAGUGCGUUACACAAAGGGUGAGAGGGCUGUCUUGUGCUCCUUUUUUUUGCAGAGGUCAGGCUUUUAAACUUGUUAAAGGGAAAUUGAUUUAGAUGUGGUAACCAAGGAUUUCAACUGGAAAUGGCUAAUAACAUUCUGCUUUAGUGCCUUUAACAGGUACUCCCUCUGCUCUGAGUUGAAAGAAACCAAUGUAAUGCUGCUCAGUAAGGUUAAUUCAGAUGUUAAUGUAGAGUCAAAACUUUGUAAAGUUGAGCAUUGCCGCAAGUCUUGUACUGGAUGGAAGGGCAGAUUCCAAGAUGCAUUUGAAUCUGAUUCAAGUGAACAUUUAUGUUGAGUGUCACCAAUCUUUGUAUUUGAAAAAUGCCACAGGACCAGAAUCUUAAAGUAUUAAUCUUGUAAUCCUUUACAUCUUAAUGUUUUCUGAUCUUUGGAAAGUGGAUUGAACACAAAAGCUAUUCUUAAUCCUUCUGCUUAUUUCAAAUAAUGAGGUGAGCUUCUCUGGUAGGUGGUGAAAUGCUUGUCCACUGUUAGUCAAACUGAAGUUAAAUAUUCUGUUCUGUGUUUCUGUUUCCCAUCAGACUUAGCAAGUAAUAGUCCUAAUGAUGUGAUAUAACUAACUGCAGAGUCUGGUAUUGUAUAAAAGAAGUGGGAAGAAAUGGGCCUUUGAAAGGCUGUAAGGCAUGCACUCUUUUAGAUGAAAAUGUAAUUUUAAACAAUAUUUUUUCCCAAGUGUACAGUAAUGUUAGAACUCGAGAGGUUGAAUAACUGAUAUCUGAACAGUUUCCUGUCUGUCAGUGGUGGUAAAAAUAUCCAAUGUGUUGUAGAAGACUUGUGUUGAGACUGAGAGUAGAAGGCCCAAAAAUGUUCAGCUUUUAUAGUGAUUUUUACAACAAAAGCCUUUAGCUUAUUCCACAUUAGCAAACUCUCUGCAGAAGUAAGUGGACGCAACUUUGGCUCACACUCUUCAAGCCUUGAGAUGCAACAAAGGCUGCUAAAACAGAGCAGGUGAGGUAGUGCAGUUAGAAACUGCGGGCAGUUGUCAGCGAGUACUACAGGUCACGAUGAACAAAGUCAGCUGCUGCUGACAUGAGAAGUGAACCUCAGAUCAAGAUUUCCUCAAGGUUAUUUAAAGGAAGCCUGGGACUGGUGUCUCACAACACAUAUAGCCAAGUAUGCCCAUGAAAUAAAGGUUUUGAGUGAUAGCGAUGACAUUGAAAAUACAUUUAAAUGAGGCUCCUGUCAUGCUGCCCAGUGCACAGCAGGGGACAGGAUUCUACAUGAUUGAGUGUGCCUUGCUUUUUUCUUCAGUGCUUUGAGUUAAAUGAUGGAACUGGGUGAUUAUAAUUUGGUUUGGUUGAAGGCCCCUGACUGUACUUGAGUGCAAGUGAAAAAUGAGGAACAAAGGUUUGACUGUGGUGUGUGGAUUUUGGGAGAUGUUUUGUUUUUCCAGAAAUGGGUGGUAACUGUGGAAGUUAUAACUGAAAACUUGGCUAUAGACCUGGUCUUUCUGCAAAAGUUCUCUUAAACAAUUGGCCUUUUUAUGGCCUUUCAGGUAGCUAACCAAGACUCUUUGAUCACAAACACUUUCUUUGAAAACCUUCAUGAGCAGUUCCUGCAGUCAGGUUGGGCAGUUGGCAAAAUACUAAUGGACUAUCGUAUGUUUUGUCCUUUGGAUGCCAUAUGUCUCUUUAUUAGUCCUGUUAUCUUAACCAUGCUGUUGGCUGCUACGUUAAAAAUCUGAUGUGCUGAGCUACAGGGAGUCUUAGCAAAGAUAGGGGAGGAGCUUCUAUUUCAUUUUUUCCAAGUCCUGUUGUAUAUCUGUCCCCCUGAAAAAGUUCUGUGCCCUCAUUAAAGGACACCUUGAGACACUGCACUACUUUAGUUCACUUUGCUUUGGUUCAAGCUGUGCUAAAAUAUGCAUUAAAAAUGUGGGAAGGAGGGGGGUAAGGGAAAAGUGUCUUUUCAGUGGUGACUGUGUUAAGCUUAUGACUGUUCACACUUUGUAUUAAAUGUCAGCUCAAUGAAGCCAUGAGCAGAAAAGUGAACAAGUUAAGGACAAAUACUUGAUUUUUUUUUUUUGUGAAUGAUGGUUAACUUACCAAAGUGAUGUAUCUUGUCAAGCAGACAAAGUAAUUUCUGCAGUAAACAGUGUUAUUGUUUUCAAGUACAGUAUUUUCAGGCAUUGACAUGUGAAAAUAACUGAAUAGCGAAACAGGUAGCAUAUGUUCAUUCUUGACCUACACUCCAGUAUGUAACAUUUAUGGUGAUUGUCUUAUUUGUAUAAAACAAAAGUUCUGUCAAAUUAAGUGGAGAAUUUUCAUAUAGAAGACUAUAUAUUAGACUAUAUUCAUCAGAAGAACGUAUUAAGAUUAAAUAAAUGAUUAGAACAGUAA
Aptenodytes forsteri (emperor penguin) is the source of this 5696-nucleotide messenger RNA. RefSeq names its product adaptor related protein complex 2 alpha 2 subunit (gene AP2A2). The record is from RefSeq and is a predicted model, not a curated record. The coding region runs from base 1 to 3111 and encodes 1036 amino acids. The transcript has 23 exons. Gene Ontology annotation, molecular function: clathrin-cargo adaptor activity. Gene Ontology annotation, cellular component: AP-2 adaptor complex; membrane coat. NCBI's taxonomy places the organism in Eukaryota, Metazoa, Chordata, Aves, Sphenisciformes, Spheniscidae. Gene Ontology annotation, biological process: intracellular protein transport; clathrin-dependent endocytosis.